CAGACCCCGUCCUCUUUCCUCGGCAGCAGGAAAGGCCGAGAAAAGGGAGAAAAGGGGGCCAGGCUGUCCUCUUAGCCCGUCCCCUUCUCUGCAGCCAGGCUUGUGCUAUAAUAAGAGUCCCUCUUUGGCAGCUGUUUGGGUCCUUGGCUGCCUGCCACUUUCCAAGCAGCUGAAAAAUAAAAAGGGAGCCUGUUGCUGCCUCCAUUUCCCACGUCGGCUGCAGCUCCGUCUCGGCCCCACGAUGCUGUCACUGAUGUCCAUGCGCUUGGGCAUCCUGAGCAGAAGAGGAGCCCUCAGCGCCGUUGCCAUCCGAACGGCGCAUGGUCACGGCGGACAUGUCACCACCCAGGAGGACCUCUCCGUGCCCCUUUACUAUGACAAGCGCAGUUAUCCGCUGCCAGACACCCCGUUUUGCAAGGAUCUGGAUGUCACGCAGAAGGCCCUCAAGGAGAAGGAGAAAGGCUCCUGGGCACAGCUGAGCAACGAGGAGAAAGUGGCCUUGUACCGAAUAAAGUUCCACCAGACCUUCAGCGAGAUGAACAAGCCCAGCAACGAAUGGAAGACCGUCCUGGGAGGGAUCUUCUUCUUCUUUGGCGUCACCGGAUUAAUCGUUUGGUGGCAACGGAAGUUUGUGUUCCCUCCCAAGCCGCACACGCUGUCAGACGAGUGGAAGGCGAUGCAAGUACAGCGCAUGCUGGACAUGCACAUUAACCCUGUGCAGGGCUUCGCGGCCAAGUGGGAUUACGAGAAGAAGGAGUGGAAGAAGUAGGAGCGGAAGAGGAAGAGAAUCCAAGGAAGGAUCACCUGGCAUCCUGGCCCUCCACUGUGACUUGGUCACUCAGGGGAAGCAGAUCUCCUGCUGCCAACUCACUCACCUGUCCACCUUUAAUUCCUCCUUCUGGAUCGCUUUCCUGUGGUUCGGGCCUUUUCCGUCCAGUUUUCCGGCCUCCUUUCCUUGGAUCUUGCUUUCUUGCUGCCAUAUUUGAAGAAGUCAAGCCAGACAGGAAAGUGUUCAGACCUAAACCCCUUUGUGUGGCCUUUGUUCAGUUGGCACCUCUUUAAAAUGGUCUUCUCUGCGCACAAUAAAACACUACAUAGAA
Molecule: messenger RNA, 1100 nt
Organism: Anolis carolinensis (green anole)
Lineage: Eukaryota; Metazoa; Chordata; Lepidosauria; Squamata; Anolidae
Product: cytochrome c oxidase subunit 4 isoform 1, mitochondrial
Exons: 5
Coding region: 242-769 (175 amino acids)
Biological process (GO): mitochondrial electron transport, cytochrome c to oxygen
Source: RefSeq, a predicted model, not a curated record